UCCCCAGAGUUUACUACUUUUUUAUAUUUUUUAUAUUUUUUAAAAUUUAUAUUUUUCGAUUUUCAGCAGACUACAAAGCUUUGGGUAGAAUUUCCCAAAGCUUUGAACCCUUCUUGGGAUUUUGAUCCACCCGAGUCGUCUAAAGGAGAUAGAGGUUCUCUGCCACUCACAGAUUCUGAUGGGUGGCGAUAAAAGGAACAGAGUAUUUGCAUUGACGGCCUUGCUCAUUCUGGGUUUGUCUGUAACCUUCCCAUGUUGUUUCUCGGCAGCCAAUCAGCCCCAGACCAAGAAAAAAUCGGCCCAAGCGAAUAAAUUUGGUUCUUCAGCUGUUUUUCCUCUUCAUGGAAAUGUGUAUCCUCUUGGGUACUACUCUGUGUCCAUCAACAUAGGCUACCCAGCCAAGCGCUUCGACCUCGAUAUUGACACUGGCAGUGACCUCACUUGGGUCCAAUGUGAUGCUCCUUGUACCGGUUGUACCAAGCCCCGUGAAUAUCUUUAUAAACCCAAAAACAACCAUCUGCAAUGUGGAGACCCUCUUUGUGUUGCCUUCCACUCACCAGCAAGCGACCCAUGCAAGACCCCAGAUGAUCAAUGCGACUAUGAGGUUGAAUAUGCUGAUCAAGGAUCAUCUCUUGGUGUGAUGGUCAACGAUUACUUCCCCCUGAAGUUCACCAACGGCUCUCAACUUGGUCCUCGUUUGGCCUUUGGGUGUGGAUAUGAUCAAAAAUAUCCUGGUCCAAACACACCUCCCACCACAGGAGUCAUCGGCCUUGGCAAGGGCAAAGCCAGCAUUGUGUCACAACUAAGUCGCAUGGGUUUAACGCGUAAUGUGGUGGGUCACUGUCUAAGUGGGCAAGGAGGAGGAUUUCUUUUUCUCGGGGAUGAUCUUGUCUCUUUUUCUAGGGUCAUGUGGACACCAAUGUCACGCAAUUCCAUGGAAAAUCACUACUCCUCUGGACCAGCAGAACUUGUAUUCAAUGGAAAGUCUACCGGUGUUAAGGGGCUUUCUCUUGUUUUUGACAGUGGGAGCUCCUACACUUAUUUCAAUUCCCAAGCUUACAAGGCUGUAGUUAAUCUGGUAAGAAAUGAUUUAGAUGGAAAGCCAAUAAAGGAAACAAAUGAGGACAAAUCCCUUCCAAUCUGCUGGAAAGGCCGCAAGCCUUUCAAAUCUGUUGGUGACGCGAAGAACUUUUUCAAGCCCUUAGCACUGAGCUUCAUUAAUGCCAAGAAUGUUCAGCUGCAAUUAUCACCCGAAGAUUAUCUUAUAGUUUCGAAACAUGGCAAUGUGUGCUUCGGGAUUUUGAAUGGCUCUGAAGUAGGACUGGAAAAUUUGAAUAUCAUCGGAGACAUUAUGUUGCUAGAUAAAAUGCUGAUAUAUGACAAUGAAAACCAGCGAAUUGGAUGGGCACCUGCAAAUUGCAAUAGACUUCCCAAGUCCUGAUCCGUUAUCUCAUAAUUUCCUUCUCUCUUUUAUGUAAAUGGUGAGGGUUUUCUCAUCAGAGAACUCUUUUUUUCAGUGUGGAUCGUGAAUACUCUGAAGGUAAUUCUCAGCCCAUUGUAGCUAAUUUGGGUAUCUUGGAACAGCGUUGUCCUGCUUAUGCUUUGUAUGAUCAAUAAGGCGGUAUACAGCGAAGGCUUCAAGACCAAAGACCAAAAUAAAUAAAUAAAUAUAUAUAUAUAAUAUGUAGCAGAUACGUACAACAUUUUGGUUACAGGAGUUUUACAAUAGUUCAUUUGUCUACUACUCUAGCAGAGAGAAGAAAGAAGAAGUUAGUUCUAGUUGUCUUUUGUGAACUUACAAAGUGGGAAAUGUAAGCGGGUAUAUAUACCCUAGUACGUGAUAAUACAUACGUUUGGAUAAAUUCAUGUA
Prunus persica (peach) is the source of this 1870-nucleotide messenger RNA. Its product is annotated as aspartic proteinase Asp1. Gene Ontology annotation, molecular function: aspartic-type endopeptidase activity. The transcript has 8 exons. The record is from RefSeq and is a predicted model, not a curated record. Gene Ontology annotation, biological process: proteolysis. Lineage: Eukaryota; Viridiplantae; Streptophyta; Magnoliopsida; Rosales; Rosaceae. Bases 179 to 1441 code for a protein of 420 amino acids.